This is a messenger RNA of Hylaeus volcanicus, 2706 nucleotides long. RefSeq names its product DNA topoisomerase I, mitochondrial-like. Gene Ontology annotation, biological process: chromosome segregation; DNA replication; DNA topological change. NCBI's taxonomy places the organism in Eukaryota, Metazoa, Arthropoda, Insecta, Hymenoptera, Colletidae. Gene Ontology annotation, molecular function: DNA topoisomerase type I (single strand cut, ATP-independent) activity; DNA binding. The record is from RefSeq and is a predicted model, not a curated record. The transcript has 19 exons. Gene Ontology annotation, cellular component: chromosome; nucleolus. The coding region runs from base 514 to 2430 and encodes 638 amino acids.
AUUACAAAAUUCUAAUAAAAAAAAACUUGUCUGCAUGAUAAAUGACAUAUUUUGCGUGGGAGAAAGUAAAGCAAAUCUAAAGAAGUAGGAGACCCUAGUUUUUUUGAGAGUGUGCAAUAAUUUUGACGAUCAAUUAAAAGGACAAUCUCAUUUAAAACAGAUCAUUAGGCUAUUGUUUACACAAAAAUACGGUACAUUGACCUUUAUUACAUACUGUAAAGUUGUGACAACUCUUUUAAAAAGAAAGUCAAGAAAUAUUUUUUGGAUUAGUUGAAGAGUUUUGUUAAAAAGAAACACUUUUUUCACAAGGUUAUUUGCGUGUGGUGUACAGCGCGCAAGCAAUAAUAAUUUAAAUUGUGAUUUUUGUUAUGUUGCGUGUACUUUAUUGAGCGUUAGUUGUUGAUGAAGUGCUCAAAAAUCUCAGACUUCCUUAUUGUUAAUACGUAAAUUCAAUUGAUUCUAUUUUUUUAAAGUCUAAUAGCAUUAAACAAAAAAAGUUAAACUUCAUUACUCAUGAAGGAAGAGAAAUUAGAAAAAGAGAAACCGAAAACGGAAAUAGUUAACUUAAAUCAACGUAAAAGAAAAGAACCAUCAAAACCGUCGUUACCAGCUUCAAGUAAAGUAGGUCAAAUGCUCAAGUUUUCUCCUACUGUUGAUUUAUUCGAACCUAUAAAUUGCUGGUGGGAAAAAGAAUUGAAUAAAAAUGGACAACAGUGGUCUUAUUUAGAACAUCAUGGUUUAAUGUUUACUACAAGUUAUAAACCACAUAAUAUACCUAUUAAUUAUAAAAACAAAGAAAUUGUUCUUCCUCCUGCAGCAGAAGAAGUAUCCAACUUUUGGUGCUCUGCUUCAACGUCUGCGUAUGGGACUAAAGAAAAGUUUAUCAAAAACUUUUGGUCAGCUUUGUUGUGCAAAUUGCCGAGUGAUCAUAUAUUGAAAAAAGAAGGUGCUGAGUUUCACCAAGUCGAUUUUUCCAACAUUAAAACGCACUUAGAUGAAUUGACUCGAGCGGCACAAGAAAAAAGAAAAGCUAUGACAAAAGAAGAGCGUGAAAAAGCUAAGCGGGAAAGAGAACAAGAAGAAGGUCCUUUUUCUUAUGCUUUAUUUGAUUGGUUACGUGAGAAAAAUGGAACCUAUAAAACCGAACCUCCAGGUUUAUUUCGUGGACGCGGUGAACACCCAAAAAUGGGACUUUUAAAACGACGAAUUUUUCCUGAAGAUGUUGUAUUAAAUUGUCAUGAAGAUGCGCCGGUUCCACGGCUGCAUCCCGAUAUGCAAGGUCACGCAUGGAAGGAUGUUUAUUUUGAUCCAACAGUUAGCUGGCUAUGUUAUUAUCGUGAUUCUGUCAAUAGUCAAUGCAAAUAUACAUUCUUAGGAGCUGGUUCUUCUGUGAAAGGUCUAAAAGAUUACUUGAAAUAUGAAAAAGCUCGACGAUUAGGGACACGCAUCAAUAUUAUACGUAAAGAUUAUCGAGCUAAAAUGCAAGCUGACAACAUAGUUGAUAAACAAUUAGGAACAGCAACGUAUAUGUUAGAUAUUUUAGCUUUAAGAGUCGGAAAUGAGAAAGAUAGUGAUGAAGAAGCUGAUACUGUUGGAUGUUGUUCUUUACGAAAAGAACAUAUAACCUUUAAUAAAAAAGCAUCAACUAUUACAUUAGAUUUUCUUGGUAAGGAUUCCAUACGGUAUUUGAAUACAGUCAAAGUGGAUUCACUAGCUUUUCGUAAUCUUAGUUUAUUUUGUGAUAAGAAAAGCGCUAGUGCGGACAUUUUCGAUCGCAUUUCGACGGGAGUUUUAAAUCGUUAUUUACGUGAUUUAAUGCCUUCUCUUUCAGCCAAAGUGUUUCGCACGUAUAAUGCUUCAAUAACACUGCAAAAUGAACUUGAUAAGCUGGACGCCUCCGUAGUGGAUAUAAGUAGUCCGGAUAGUAUUAAGCAAUUCUAUGACUGUGCUAACAGGACGGUUGCUAUUUUAUGCAACCAUCAAAGAAGUAUACCCAAACAACAUGAAGUAUCCAUGGAUAAAUUAAAAGAACAACUUGCUAAAACAACCGAAGCUAUGAACGAAUUACAGUGUUACAACGAAUGGUUACAAAAACCACAUGAAAAAAAUGAAGUUUUUCGUUAUCAUCAUAAAUCGGAAAAUCAAGAAGAAAAUUUCACUUCUGUUGUUAAAGCCGGACUUAAAAAAGAUGCUGUUCAAAGAAAAAUUGCUCAAUUAACGAAUAAAAAAAAAUCUCAACUUUUGCGAAUAAAUAUGAAGGAUGCUAAUAAAACUGUCGCUAGUAGUACCUCCAAGCAGCAUUAUAUGGAUCCUCGAAUUUCGGUAUCUUUUUGUAAAAAAUGGGAGUUACCUGUGGAAAAAAUUUUUAAUACAACAUUAAGAAAAAAAUUUCCUUGGGCUAUGUAUGCGCGGUGCGAUUUCGUUUUUUAAAUUAUAAGAGAGCUCGUGUAUACCAAACUUCAUUCUUAAGGAAAAACAACCUUUUCUUUCCGCAAUAAUAUCACAAAAAAUUGACUCUACCAUUUUUCCGAAAUAUCCUUAAUAGUCUUAUUGUGGCAAGGCAGCGUAUAAACUAGCUAAAUAUAAUUUCCGUUUAUUAAUGUCAUCUAUAGAAAACAAAAAUUUAGUGGUGAUUUUUUUUCAUGUGUAUACUUAUUCGUUACCUAAUUCAUCAUUUUCUAUUACUGAGAUCUCUGGAGCUUGGUA